UGUGAUGGUGGAAAAGUGCUAGUGUUUCCAGUAGAUGAAAGCCACUGGCUUAACAUGAAAGUCCUUGUGAAGGCUCUUCACUCUCAAGGUCAUCAAUUCACGGUGCUACGUUCAUCCACCAGCUGGUAUAUUUCUGAAUUCUCACCUUAUUACACCUCCAUCACGAUCAUCCAGGAAGAAUCUCAGCCCGUUGAGAGUCAAGACUUCAUGAGCUCUUUUUUGAAGAGGUCAGUGGAAAUUAAUAAGAAUGCCGGAUCACUCUGGAAUAUGUUUACCUUUUUGCUACAAAACCAGGAAGUUGUGGUAAAAUUUACUUCCACCAUCUUUGAGAAUAAGACACUGAUUGGGGACCUAAACAAAACUGGAUAUGAUCUUUUUCUGACCGAUCCUACAUUUCCAGGUGGUGUGCUGUUAGCACAUUACCUCCAGCUGCCUUUGGUUUUCAAUGUGCGCUGGCUUUUUAGUGGAGAGGCACACCUUGCCGUCGCUCCUUCUCCAGUGUCCUACAUCCCUAUAUGCUUUUCCCAUAACUCUGACAAAAUGGAUUUUUUUCAAAGAAUCAGAAAUAUGAUCCAUUACAUCAUGGUUUUUUACAGGGACUACUAUGUCUCCAGACAACCAUAUCAGGCCUUGUGUGAUCGUUAUUUUGGAAAUAAUGUUAGCCUCAUGUCUCUAACCCAAAAGGCUGACCUGUGGCUCAUGCGGGUUGACUUUACAUUUGAGUUCCCUCGUUCCACCAUGCCCAAUGUCAUCUAUAUUGGCGGCUUCCAAGGUAAGCCUUCAAAGGCCUUCAAAAUUUAUCAUGGUGUGCCAGUUCUACUCAUAACUCUCAUCUUUAGCCAGUAUGACAACUUGGUGCGUGGGAAGGCCCAUUAG
Pundamilia nyererei is the source of this 876-nucleotide messenger RNA. RefSeq names its product UDP-glucuronosyltransferase 1-2-like. Lineage: Eukaryota; Metazoa; Chordata; Actinopteri; Cichliformes; Cichlidae. Gene Ontology annotation, molecular function: UDP-glycosyltransferase activity. The transcript is spliced from 2 exons. The annotation marks the transcript as partial. The record is from RefSeq and is a predicted model, not a curated record.